GCAGCAUGGAGGUGAAAAAGGGAUGAAAGAAGGGAUGAAAGCAGGGAUGGAGGACUCAGAGUUUGAGGAUGUUUUAGAUGACUGGUUCAUCGAGUCUCUGAAAACGUACAAAGAUCUUCAUGUGUAUCAGCUGGAAGGUCCAACGCAGGUCAUCGAGUGGACAUCAGGGAAGACCGUCUGUGUCGCAGGUUACCGUCAGUCCAAAAAUGAAAUGUUGGAGCUUCGUUUGCCGCUGAAACUCCUGGCUGAUGAAAAUAAGGGUCUCUGUGCAGAACGGGAUUUUAAAGUUAUCCACGGUGGCUUCACAGACGGUCCGGUCCGCAGCCUCAAACACAUUCCAGGAACGAGAUGUGUUGUUACUAACGACGGGCUGAACUCUGACCUGCAGCUCUGGCAGCUGGGAGGAGACGACAGCGAUGUGAUCAGGAGGACAGGAAGUGUGAAGGGGAGGAAGAGGAGGAGUGAGGAAGAGGAGGAGCAGCGAGGAAGAGGAAGCAUGAUGGCGGCUCGUCUCUGGUCUCAGAGCGAAGUUCUUCACGGCGGUCGGAGCGACGAGGUUCAGCUGACUGAUCUGGAAUCAGGACGAACUCUCUAUACUCUGGCGACAGACUCAGCCGAUCCUCUGAGCUCGUUACAGUUCCUGAGCGACAACGUUUUCCUCGCCGGCUGCUCUAACGGGAACGUUUACGUCGCCGACAUUCGAUCGCCGGCCGCUCCUCAGCUCUCGCCCCCGCCGGCGCCCCCUGCUGGUGGAGACGUGCUCUGGUGGAGUGACGCUUCCGCGGGGUCGGAGCCGGCCGGCUGCAGGCUGCUGCAGCUGUCGGCAUGUGGACAGGCGGUGGUGUCUGACCUGAGGAGUCUGGGAGGAGGAGCGGCGGUUGUGAGUCGGGCUCGGCUGGACGUUGGGACACGUCGCUGCGGCCUCGAUGAUGUCAGAGUGUCGUGGGCGCCGGCACUCAACGACUGCGUCUCCGUGUCAGGAUUCAGUGGAUCGGUUCAGAUCUACGAUGCGUCUGUCUGGAGUUCGGAGCAGCAGCAGGAAGUGGAGCCGCUGUUUGAGCAUCGUGGUCACUCCGUCUCAUCGCAGCGGUCCGACGAUGACGACGCUUCCGUCUUCAUCACGGCUCACGUCUGGCAUCCUGAGCGGCCGCGGACGCUGCUGUCUGCCGCCUCCGACGGCUCCGUCCACGUCUGGGACUGGGUCGACCGAUCGGCUGCUGGCGGCUGCUGAUGAUGUCACGGUGAGCGUCCAAUCACAGGAGGAGCCAGAAACCUUCCUGUGUGAGGAUGAAGGACUUUUCUCUGUGCUGUAAAAACUGUUUUUAUAUGAAUUACAGAAAGGUUGGAAAU
This is a messenger RNA of Scomber japonicus (chub mackerel), 1350 nucleotides long. It is a transcript of the gene wdr73, whose product is annotated as WD repeat domain 73. The transcript is spliced from 8 exons. The coding region runs from base 23 to 1231 and encodes 402 amino acids. The record is from RefSeq and is a predicted model, not a curated record. NCBI's taxonomy places the organism in Eukaryota, Metazoa, Chordata, Actinopteri, Scombriformes, Scombridae. Gene Ontology annotation, cellular component: spindle pole; cytosol. Gene Ontology annotation, molecular function: protein binding. Gene Ontology annotation, biological process: cytoplasmic microtubule organization.